AACAUGGAAAUAAAAAACCAAACAGAGAUUGCCGAAUUCAUCCUUCUUGGAUUUGGAGACCUCCAGGAUCUGCAGAUUCCUCUCUUCCUGCUCUUCCUAUUAAUCUACAUUUUGACCAUGGCUGGAAACCUUCUCAUAGUUUUGCUCAUUGUAGCUGACCGACAUCUUCACACUCCCAUGUAUUUCUUCUUAGGGAACUUGUCUUGUCUGGAAGUUUGCUACAGUUCAACAAUCCUGCCCAGGAUGCUAAUUAGUUUUCUAACUAGCAAUAAAGUCAUUUUCUUUAGAGUCUGUAUCAUGCAAUAUUAUUUCUUUGCUAGCUUGGCUGGCACAGAAUGUUACUUACUAUCUGUGAUGUCUUAUGACCGGUAUUUAGCAAUAUGCAGACCACUACAUUAUGCAGCACUCAUGAACAGCAAGGUCUGUCGAAAUCUGGUGUGUGGAUCAUGGUUAAAUGCUUUUCUUUGCAGUGCCAUAGUAACACUGUUCAUGUCUCAACUAACUUUCUGUGGCCCCAACAUAAUCAACCAUUUCUUCUGUGACUCUUUUCCAAUUAUAAAACUAUCCUGCAGUAACACACAGCUGAUUUUUACAUUAAUAGUCCUUCUGUCUUCAGGAUUCACUCUUCCUCCCUUUGUCCUAACAUUGACGUCUUAUGUUUGUAUUAUUUCUAAAAUCUUGAGAAUUUCAUCUUUAGCAGGGAGGCAAAAGACCUUCUCUACAUGUUCCUCUCAUCUCACUGUCGUGACAAUUUUCUAUGGGUCCCUUGUGAUUGUGUACAUGUUACCAGAACUCAAUGGACUGAUAGAUCUGAACAAAGCUUUCUCUCUUGGUUAUACCAUUGUGACACCUUUGGUGAACCCUCUCAUCUACAGCCUGAGAAACCGAGAGGUCAAGGAAGCUCUGAGGAGGUUUCUUCAUAGAUGUUGGACAUAA
Elgaria multicarinata webbii is the source of this 936-nucleotide messenger RNA. Its product is annotated as olfactory receptor 6B1-like. Gene Ontology annotation, biological process: G protein-coupled receptor signaling pathway. The record is from RefSeq and is a predicted model, not a curated record. The transcript has a single exon. NCBI's taxonomy places the organism in Eukaryota, Metazoa, Chordata, Lepidosauria, Squamata, Anguidae. Gene Ontology annotation, molecular function: G protein-coupled receptor activity; olfactory receptor activity; odorant binding. Gene Ontology annotation, cellular component: membrane. Bases 4 to 936 code for a protein of 310 amino acids.